UUGAUUCUUCGAGUACAUCUAUAACGGUGAAAUAUGUUGCGUAUCUCUCGUCAAAUUUUACAAAUCCAGAACGUAUCCAAGACAUGUGUGAGGACUAUGGCAAAGAAAAGAGAAUACACGAAGAAAACUAUGAGGAAAAUGAGAGAGGAAGGGUGGGUUUUUGACGAUAAAGGACAGCCUAAAAAGAGACUUACAGAUAUUAAAAUCCCUUCUAGAUUGAAUGUUAUUCUGUUGGAUGAGCACGAGAAGCUUGGAAAUGCAGGACAAAUGAUUUCUGUGAAAGCUGGAUACGCCAGGAAUGUUCUGGUACCUGAAGGAAUCGCUAUCUAUGCAACGGAGGAAAACAAGAAACGAUUUCUUAGCUUUGAUGCUGUGGACGACAGCCCUGAAACGCCUGUGUGUCCGAGAUUUUUAAAGUUUCUGCAAAGUACUCAAUUGAAAAUUCAACGAAAGGAGGGGAGCGAAUUUUUCGAGGUGAAUGAGCAUCAUAUAGCUUUGGAAUACGAAUCACAGUUUGAGCUGUUCGUGCCAGUACACUGUGUAAAACUAGAAGAGCCCAUAACAACAUUUGGAGACUUUGAGGUCAAUAUUGCAGUCAGGGAUAAUGUUCUAGUGCCUAUGAAAAUUACCGUGGAACAAUGGAGCCCUGAUUUGCCAGACUGGGUUGAAGCAGCCUUGAAAACUGAGAGUGAUGAAGAGGAGAAAGUGCAAGCUAAAGGCGACUGACAUUUGGGAAACACAAAAGGGAAACACUUUGAAUUAUGAAGCUUGAACACCCCCCCCCCCAUGGGCAUUUGACACUUAAGGCCCUCCUGGGGUGGGGAAUUUGAACCUUGGCUGUGUGGGGGGUGGUAUUCAAGUUUGAUAUGGAGAAACUAAAAUAAUUGGUUUAGUAACAGAAUGGUUUAGAAAGACAAUUGUUUCCAUUGAGAAUGAUUCUUAUUGGCCAAAAACCCAACAGCAGCAUUAAAACCACCAUGUAAUGUUGAUAAAUUCUACCACAUUUGUUGAUCACAAAUAAUCCCUCAUUAAAAAAUUGUGGUGGAGUAGGGCAUUUAAAUGCAAUUUUGGUCCAAGAGGAAAGGAGAGAGGGAUGUUGAAGUUUAGAAUUGAUUGAUGCACUCUCAUGGGCUUUUGACUUUUUAGACACAAUGCAAAGAAAGGUGCUGGGCUAGUUGUCCAGAUUCAAAUUUUGGACAUGAGCCAGAAGCUACAACAAGUAGAGGCUUAUACCUGAACCACUCCACACAUAAUAUGAAUUAACCCUUUCACCUUACAUGGAGAAUGUGUCUACCAAUCAAGAGCUUCUUGUGUUGGGCAUCAUUUCCCUUAAUCUCUAAUUCAACAGUGAAAAUUUAACAAAAAAGCUUUUCUAAGGGUUAUAUUGUUAAUAAA
This is a messenger RNA of Pocillopora verrucosa, 1395 nucleotides long. RefSeq names its product large ribosomal subunit protein bL9-like. Gene Ontology annotation, cellular component: ribosome; mitochondrion. Gene Ontology annotation, biological process: translation. The record is from RefSeq and is a predicted model, not a curated record. NCBI's taxonomy places the organism in Eukaryota, Metazoa, Cnidaria, Anthozoa, Scleractinia, Pocilloporidae. Gene Ontology annotation, molecular function: structural constituent of ribosome.